AUUUUCAUUUCGUAUCUUUUCAGUUUUGUUCUUGGAGUCAUCGCGUUUAGUUAUUUAAAAUUUUUAACUCGCGUUCAGUAGCAAAUCUUGAAAUAUUGAGUGUACCUAAGUAAAAUACACACAAUUAAAAAAAAAAGAUAUAUAUAUAUAUAUAUAUAUAUAUUUAAUACUUCCUUUUUGAACUUGAAAUAAUCGCGACUUAAGUAAAACGUGAAACAUUGAAUUAACUAUCAAAAUUAAUUGCAGAAACGUGCUUAAUUCGCUUAUAAACAAGUUAACUAUAAAUGCAUACAUACAAACAACUGUGUAUUUGUAAUUUGAUCGCCUGUGCAUUAUUGAAAAAAGACAAUAUAUUUAAAAUAUAAGAAAACCAAAGUGUGCAAUACUUCAUUGGAAAAUAAAAAAAAAAAUUGAAAUUGGCAAGCGAAUUUUUAUUUAGCAAGCCAAUCAAAAAUAUCCCCCAUUCUUAAGGAUUUAAACUAGACCGUAGAUUUUUUUUUUUAGAAAAUAAAAACCCAAUUUAAAAAUGAGUCUGUGUGAUACUAACAUCGUGACAAUGCAGGCUACUCCCCAACAACAACAUCAAAGUACACAAAGUAUAGCCGACUACUUGGCUCAAUUACUGAAGGAUCGUAAACAAAUGGCAGCGUUUCCAAAUGUCUUCAAUCAUGUGGAACGCCUACUCGAUGAAGAAAUUGCGAGAGUACGUGCCUCACUAUUUCAGAUAAAUGGCGUCAAGAAGGAACCACUCACGCUGCCAGAACCUGAAGGCGCCGCUGUACAGUUGAAUGAAAAAGUAUAUGUACCAGUGCGAGAACAUCCAGAUUUCAACUUUGUUGGCAGAAUUUUGGGGCCUCGUGGCAUGACAGCUAAGCAAUUGGAACAAGAGACCGGUUGCAAAAUUAUGGUUCGAGGCAAAGGCUCGAUGAGAGAUAAAAAGAAGGAGGAUGCAAAUCGCGGCAAACCCAAUUGGGAACACUUGUCCGAUGAUCUGCAUGUUUUGAUCACUGUCGAGGACACAGAGAAUCGUGCCAAAGUCAAAUUAGCACAGGCCGUUGCUGAAGUACAAAAGCUUCUAGUGCCGCAAGCUGAAGGCGAAGAUGAACUUAAAAAACGUCAACUCAUGGAAUUAGCUAUAAUUAAUGGCACUUAUAGGGAUACGUCUGCGAAAAAUGCCAUUCCAGCCUGCGAGGAGGAUUGGCGUCGUGUUAUUGCUGCAUCGGCUGAGAGUCGCUUAUUGACGCCCGCACUACCUGGUCUAGCACCGCAGAUCCGUGCACCACAAGCCACAACCUUGGGUGCGCCAUUGAUACUCUCACAACGCAUGACCGUGCCGACUACAGCGGCGAGUAUACUAUCCGGCCAAGCUGCUCCCGCUGCCUUUGAGAAUCCCGCACAUGGCAUGAUAUUCGCACCGUAUGGCGAUUAUGCGAAUUAUGCUGCUCUCGCUGCCGGUAAUCCAUUGCUGACGGAAUACACAGAUCAUAGCGUUGGUCGUUAUUUGCAUGCCGGCUCCGUCUUUUGAACGUUUUACCACCAACCGAGUCCUUUAUGAAAUUAAAAUUCAUUUGUAAUUUUUGUCUUGUAUCACAAUUGGCCAAGGAAGAAAGAUGAAAAGUAGAAAAAAUUAAAAUGAAUAUGCAAUAAAAUAAAUUAGGUUUAGUUAAUAUUAUAAAAUUUGGGUAUAUCAAAGAUGUUAAACAAUCUAUUAUACAUACACAUACAUAUACCCAUAUACUCGUAAAGGAUUAAAGCAGUUAGAGAGUAGAAUUUUGCUGCAAGCUUCAAAUAUUGAGUAUUUUGCUUUGUUGUUAUUUGUUAAGAAUAUGAAGAAGAAGAAGAUAACAUUUUAAGCGGAAAUUCGAUUUCUUGUAUUAAAACAUACAUAUUUACAUACACGUACAUGAAAAUAAUAUAUACAUAUAUAUAUAUAUAUAAUAUAUAGUUGAUACCAUUACCAUAUGUAGAGCGUGAUAAGUACCAAUUUAAUAAAAUAUAGUAGCAGAGUUUUAGGCGCAUCACAUGGAACCAAGUACGCCACACAAAUACUCAAGUCAAAUACAUUAAAAAAAAAAGAAUUAAAUACAAAUAAAAAAGUUGAAACAACAUGAAAUCAACCGAGCAAACGCAUUAAUUUCAAUUUUCGGUAUCGUAUAUGCAAAUUGAAUGAAAAAUUUCUCCAACGCCAAUAAGUGAUUUUUAAUUAACCCGCGAAGGAUCUAAAUAAAGCAGCGCAGCGCAAGAAGAAAGUUGAAGAUUAGUUUUAGAUUUUUUAAAAAUGUGUUGAGCUUUUAGUGUUUUUUUUUGGCGUUGAAAAGUGUUUUUAUAAAAAAUGAUUGUCGUUCUGAACGCUAAAGCUGCAGAUAUACACUCAAAAAACAAGCCAGCGCUGCGAAUUCUUCAACACUCGAAGUUAUUAGCACGAUGCUAAACCAUAAAAAUCUAUACUAGGAUGGCCUUAACGGUAUCAAUAUUUUUAAAAAUUAUUUAUAUAACUUUUUUUUAAUUCUUUUAUAGUAUUUGUUAAUUUUUUCUUAUUUGUUUUCUAGUGCUUUGGGUUUUUACCCUAAAAUAUCUUGAUAACAAGCAAAUAUAUAAUGAGUAUAUUCUAGUUACGAGAAAGUCUAUAUUAAGUCUUUACCUUUUUUUCAUUUUCACACAAUGUAAAUAUACAUACAUACGUAUAAUUGAUGAAAUUAUUUACUACUGCACACUCUUAGUAUUUAUAUACAACAUAGGGUACAUCAUAUGUCCGAUAGCAUUUGAAACUUGUGUAACUUUUGAUCAAAACAAUUUUUUUUAAUUUUUUUAUUUUUUUUUAUUUUUUUAUUUUCCCCCCCAAACUUUAUUUGUUGCUUUCAAUUUUAUAUUCAUCACAUUUUGAAUAUAAUUUCCAACUUAUUUUUCAUGUAAAAAUAUGCCCUCUUUCGUGCAUUUUGUAUCACAUUUUCCAGCACCUCUCGGUGGUAAUAAGCGAUAUUUCUCGGCGAAUAUUUGGCUUUGAGCAGAGCUAUAUUCUGCGGCUUGUUGAUGCGUAUAAACUUUGCUCUUCAAAUACCACCGCAAAAUGAAGUUUGGCGACAUCAAAUCGGGUUAGUCAAAAUUUCCACACAUCAUGCGGCGAAUCGACGCUAGUGUGUGCUGUGGCUGCGUGCUGUUGGUACCAGUUGUUGCGGAAACACAAAGUCACGUAGAAUCGCUCUGUAGCGCGCGCCAUUGGCUUCGAUAAAAUACAGCCGGAUGAUAUUUUUGGCCGACACACCGCAGCAUAUAGUCACUUUUUUGUUUAUGUAAAGGCUUCUGGAAUAUCUCACAAGGAUUUCUACCGGCCUAAAAGUUUGCAGUUAUGCUUAUUAACCGCACCAUUCAAGGUGAAAUAAGCUGCAGCAGUCAUGAUGAUUUUGAGGCAAAACUCACUCUCGCCAAGAAGUACCAUGAGCGUACGCCAAAUUGAUAUAUACUGAAAAGACGUUCAAUAAACCAUGUCAAUAUGUCAAAAAAUGUUGGAACGAUUCAAGUUUCAAAUGCUCUCGCAAUAGAUGGCGCACCCUGUAUUUUUAUUCAUAUACACACAUAUACAUAUUAUAUGUUUAUUGUAAGGCCUAAAUUAGUAUAUUACUUAGUUUUUAUUGACUAUGUUCCACAAAUCGAUGAUCCUUAUCAUUUAUUUAUAAUUUAUCCUUAUGAUUUCUUAGAAAAUUUUUCAAACAAAUAUUAUGCGCCUCAAAAUAUGCCAAUCAGUUUUGGAGUAAGCAGAAGCUUUAUUUCUUUAUUUAUCUAAUUUUCUUGGCUUUCGUAAAAAUCUUUAAAGCUUUCGUUAUUAAAUUAUGAUAUUAUUUGUUUGUAAUUUUUGAUAUUUAGAGAAUUUAAUUGGAUCAGCGAAUGCAUAUACAUAUGUACAUAUUCACAGCUGAUAAAAUAUUAAAAAUUUAUUUAAGUAAUUUUUUCCAUUUAUAAGCACAGUAAUAUACUAUUUUUAUACAAUUUCUUAACUUCUAUCUUGUAGUAGUUCCACGUCGCGUCCCCCCCUCCUUCCCGUUAUAUUUUUCCAGUUAGUGCCAUUGUUUUAAAGUUCUAUAAAAAAUAUUUAAUGCAGAAAAGGCGUAUCAUAUAAUGGGUUUGUUUCUCGAUAUUAUUUUGCAUUUUCUACAACUAUUUUGUUCUGUUCUCAACAUUUUGCUCACUAAUUUUGUUAGUAGGCGAAUUGUUCCAUCCCUGUCACCUAACAACUUGAGAUGUCGAGUUUUUUCAACAAAAAAAAAAAAAAAAAAAAAAAAAAAUUAAAUAAAAAAAUAAUAAUAAUAAUAAUCUGGCUCACCUGAAUUUACGCUGAUUUUCUUAAAUUCAAUAAAAUAUGUACUCCUUCAAAAAUAAUAAAAAAAAAAAAAAAA
Molecule: messenger RNA, 4391 nt
Organism: Ceratitis capitata (Mediterranean fruit fly)
Lineage: Eukaryota; Metazoa; Arthropoda; Insecta; Diptera; Tephritidae
Gene: how
Product: protein held out wings
Exons: 8
Coding region: 527-1525 (332 amino acids)
Biological process (GO): regulation of mRNA splicing, via spliceosome
Cellular component (GO): nucleus
Molecular function (GO): mRNA binding
Source: RefSeq, a predicted model, not a curated record